CACCGUCCCCGAGCCAUGGCACAUCCAUCACCAGCCUCGUUUCGCUUUCGCAUCAAGCAAUCAGCCGAAGCAAGCAAUCUAGCAACUCCAGCCGCCUCAACUCCCAAGGCAAGAGGAAGCGUCGGAGAGAACCAAUCGGCAGAGAUCCAAUGGCAAUGGCAAUGGCGACGGCACCGUCCUCAUGCGCCGUGUCGUUCCCGGCCCGCCCGGCGGCGGCUGCCCGGCCCCGCGGCGCCGGUGGGGUGGUCUGCGCCGCCGCCGGGGCGGCGGAGGGCGGCAGCGGCAAGUGGUGGGCGCCGCUGCUGGGGUGGUCCGGGAAGGCCGACUACCUGGAGGCCCCGGCGCCGGUGGCUGCUGCCCAGGACGGCGCCGCGGCGGCGGCCCGGAGGCAGUUCGUGGGCGGGCUGACGGAGGAGAAGGCGCGGGAGCUGCGGGCGCGGAUGGCGCAGACGGAGUCGUUCCACGACGCCAUGUACCACUCCGCCAUCGCCUCCCGCCUCGCGCGCUCCGCCUAGGCCGGGCCGGGGCCACACUGCCGCCGCGGAGACGAGGCAGGCGCGGACCAGCUCGCCGGCGCCGCCAUCCCACCUCCGUCUCCGCGUGCGCUGUACAUAGCUAGUAGUUGCCUAGGCGAGGAGUGAUUAGGCGAGCGAGAGGGAGGGAUUAGGGAAGGGGGACUCUGGUUUUUAGCGAGGGGAUCCCGUUCCUGCUCUGAUCCCUGCCGCGUGUGCAUCUUGUUUUCGAUCCCGCGAUCAGUUACGGGUGGCAAAUUGAAAACAAUGUUUUGUUUGUGUUACCAAUUCACUACGACCUAUUCUCGGCUUCAUGUUUUGAAAA
Molecule: messenger RNA, 837 nt
Organism: Panicum virgatum (switchgrass)
Lineage: Eukaryota; Viridiplantae; Streptophyta; Magnoliopsida; Poales; Poaceae
Exons: 1
Coding region: 150-515 (121 amino acids)
Source: RefSeq, a predicted model, not a curated record